GUCAUAAGACUCUCAUUUCCUGGUACAGCCAGCGGAGGCUUGACUUUAUCCAAACACCGCUGACUGAGCGUCGCUGUCGACUGUUGUCAUUCUCUCUCCGGUGGCUCUAAACACCAGGCGAUGAUGUCCCGACAUGCUGGAUUUGUUUUGCUCCUCGCCUUUGGAGCAGUGUUCCAGUUGUCUUCUUGCAUUGAGGUGAAUGUCACAAAAGAUGACAAGUUAUGCCUCUAUGCCAAUCUGAUGCUCAACUUCUCAGUCUCCUAUGAAGUAGCUGACAACAAGACUCAGACGGCUGUGUUUGAGCUUCCCGCUAACGCUGUAGCAAAUGAGAGUACAUGUGACAACACAAGCUCACUGCUGAAGCUUGAUUUUGAAGGACACUCUUGGAGCGUGAACUUCACCACAGAUGGAAAAAGUUACCAGGCAGCCAACGUCACCUUUUCUUACAACCUCAGUGACUCAAAAUUGUUCCCCAAUUCUGUGUCAAAGGAUAUUAAAACUGUGACUGUGACGCCUCAAAUGAAAGGUGUACGCGUUGACACCUGCUACUCCUGCCACAGCAAAGACAUGAUCGACGCUGAUCUGGUCAAUAUGACACUGUGGAACGUGCUCAUACAGGCUUUUGUCAUUAACGGCAGCAAGAGUGAGAACUUAACCGUUUGUGAAGCCGAUACUCCUACUGUUGCCCCCCCGACCACCAGUACUGCCCCUCCUCAUACUACCACCACCCCAACACCCACCCUGCCCACACCCAGCACCGGGAAGUACAGCUACAAGCCUGAUGAGAAUAGCACAGCCUGCCUGUUGGCCAACUUUGGCUUGCGAAUUGGAGUCAAGCAAGGAGACAAAUUGGAGGAGAUUAACUUCGAACCCAACGGGACCCAAAUCUCUGGAUCUUGUGGAGUCAACAGCAGCGAGCUUAAGUUGGUGUCCAACUCAAUCACCAUCGAGUUCACUUUCACCAAUGACACGAAGAAAUUCCGCCUACAUGCUUUGAAUGUCACCGCAAAGAUGGGCUCUGGUUCGAUGGUUUCUGAGGCUAACAACAACAUGAGUCUGUGGGAGGCAACACUCGGCAGCUCCUACAUGUGCAACAAGGAGCAGAACUUCACCGUCGCCAGCCUGCUCACCAUCUACACCUUCAAUGUACAAGUGCAGCCUUUUGGAGUCAAGAAGGGUCUUUUCAGUACAGCCCAUGAAUGUUCAUUGGAUGACACCAGCAUCUUAAUCCCAAUCAUUGUUGGCGCUGCUCUGGCUGGCUUGAUUCUAAUUGUAGUGAUCGCUUACGUGAUUGGUCGAAGAAAGACAUAUGUUGGAUAUCAGACCCUUUAAAUCCAGUUUGCAGAGUCGAUCCUGAAUCAUCAUGGGGUUCCCGAGCCUGGUCCUUGGGAUUCAUGUACAGAUGUUUAAUUGGCAAAUGACUUUAAAAAAAAAAAAAUUUGAAAAUCUAAAAAUAGUGCCUCUAAUGGAAAGACAUGAGAUGUCACUUUAUAAAACGACAGCUUUCAGAAGAUUAGAUUUGACUGUCCUUUGAUAUUGAAGUUCUUGCUCAUAAUGAUGCAUGAAUAGUGUUGGCGGUCAUUAAUCAUAUUUAAGAAGAAGAGUAAAAUGGAGACUGUGUGUUCUUCUCAAGGACCAAACUUGUCUACCCCUAGUGUUUGUGUUUGUUUGUUUUUUUUUGGUUUGUUUGUUUUUUGUUAAAUGUUUUGUCUUUCCCUUUUUGUUGUGCUUUUUGUGAAUGGGCAAGUGCAAGAUCCACAUCUUUCAAAAUAAAGUUAUAAUUACAAUCGCAUGAAAGGUGGCAUCAUGCCCAGCACAACUGACAUCGACUGAAGCCCCACAACCUAAAUUUUUCACACAUUUUUAGCAAAAAGCGCUAUGAUUUCAUUAGUUGUUGCUGUGGGAUCCUGCACUUGCUCAGAAAACAUUCCCUUAUUGUUUGCUUUAUUUCUUAAUCUUUGAACACAUUUAUGGUUUGACUCUUACUCCCCAUAAUUAUUAAGACACAUAUGAAUGACCAUUUCCACAGCACAAAAUUGAAGCCAGAUGGUCGAGAAGCUUUCUUUCUUUGUUCCUAGAAAUUCAUUAACAUGGAUGAAUGUCUCCUCCAUUUGGAAAGCUGUCUAUAGACACAUUCUUUAGCCCAUGUUUGACCCUGUAGAACAGGAGAAACAUUGGAAUUUUGUCCUGAUUCUGUGGCUCUAAUCAUAUUUGGAAUGUGAAAUCAGAUGUAUAUUGUCUAAUAGACCUUCGAUAGAGACAUCCUAACCUGUUGAGCAGUGAACACCCACAUGGAACUAAUGACCCUAACAGUGGCUCUUUUACCGUGAACUGACACACCUGCACCAGAUGAAGCCACUGUCCGUGUUAUUAAUGACAUCUGUGUGUUUCCUGCUUUUACAUUUGCACAGUCAGAAUAAAUCUGAAAAUAAAUGUCUGCUGGUUUUUCCUCACAGAAUACAUUGUGGCAUUAGGUUUAGAAAAGGGAUAGAACUAUUGUGUGGAUAUUCACGUUCAGCACAGACCAUUCUGAAACGAGGAUAUUUACAUUUAAAUGCACUAAGACACUACGUUUUGCUUGUGUUUAGACUGUUGUCGCAUUAAAUUACCUGUGUAAAGGUCUGGGCUUGGCCUGAACUGCAGCUGGAUCAGGGGACGUUAAAGCCCCUGAAAACCCUAAACAAUUGGAGGUAAAGUUUAGAAGAAAAUAGCCUGGGUAGUUUAAAACAGGAUUAGUUUGACAUAUUGGGAAAUGUUUUGCUUUUAUGAGUCAGCCGAGAAAACUUUUAUUCUCAGUGGAGUAUUCUAAAUGUAAAGCUGCAGCCAGGAGCUGCUUAGCUUAGCACAAAGACUAGAAACGGGUUCACUUUAGGCUGACUCUCUUCAAAUCAGCAUUUUUUGCCACUAAGCUCACCAGUUACCAUUAAUAUCUUGCUUGUUUAAUUUCUACAACCAACUUUCAACAAAGAUAAAAAAAAAAAAAUGUGCAGUCCCCUGUUUGUCAAACUAUUCCUGUGAAAGCUCAACUAGAUCUGCCUCUUUAGGGCCAUGUGACAGCGGUUUAAUCAGAUUUCCACAACUGUCAGCAGAUUGUGAUUUACUGAUGAUUGCUGCACCUAAAUAUGUGAUAUAAUCUGAAGUAAAGUGGACAAAACUGUUGGCAGACUGAUUAGCUUUUGUGUAGUAACCCAAUAAAAAGUAGCUCAAAGUAAGUUUUCAGGUCCUUCGAAGUCAGUGAGGCGUCGUCAGGGACGGCAAGCCACAGAACGUGUACUUUUGUAAAGAUAGAAAGCGUGGCGGUAGCUCUAUAUUGCUGCUUAAUUCCUGCAGAGCACUGUGUACUGUUUGCACCGCUUCAGCUCUUUGCAAUGUCAGAGAUGAGCUUUUUUUAAAGUCUCUCAUAAAAUUAGAUUUGGCAGGAUAUUGUACAUGUGUUUGAGUUCCUAAUCAAAAAUGAGCUUUGAUUUUUUUUUUUUUUUUUUUUUUUUGCUUGUGAUUGUUGCUGCCUUGUGUAUUUGAGCUUUGUACAAACUCAGUUGCCUUAACUUUCAAGGUGGUUUCGCAGCACAACUGUAGGGAGUUUUGUUAGAGAUUUUCUCAUGGAAAGUUCCCCUUGUUCUCAAUUAAUCAUCUAACAGCUUUAUGAUCAUGAUAAACGGGCUUCAUUCGAUGUUAACUUUCUGUUUUGUACCUUUUAAUAACUCACUGAGAACUGGGUGUGAUUGGGCUCACUUUAUAUUUCCCCUCCGCUAGUGGAGAACACACACGCUCAGCAAAGGGAAUCUGUGCUGCAAGACCAUCUCCGUUAAUGUGUGUUAUGUGGAUACAAAUGACUGCUGAUUCAGUUUGCAUUCUCUCAUGCUGUUAGCUGUAAUAAACUGGAUUUCAAAUUGUGUAAGUGGAGCUUUUUUAGUAUUGUAAGAUCUAUGGAAAUAAACAAACAUGUUGCUGUCCGUGA
This is a messenger RNA of Acanthochromis polyacanthus (spiny chromis), 3958 nucleotides long. It is a transcript of the gene lamp2, whose product is annotated as lysosomal-associated membrane protein 2. Gene Ontology annotation, cellular component: membrane. NCBI's taxonomy places the organism in Eukaryota, Metazoa, Chordata, Actinopteri, Pomacentridae. The transcript is spliced from 9 exons. The record is from RefSeq and is a predicted model, not a curated record. Bases 121 to 1332 code for a protein of 403 amino acids.